GUUGUCUCUCUCCGACCUCCACUCCCGACACAUCGACAGCUCUGUCAACCACUGUUAAUUUUCCUCUUUACCGUAGUAACCACCUCUUAAGCAGCAACCAUGACCCAGCUAGAGACAGCCAUGGCCAUCCUGAUGAAGACCUUUGAUAAGUAUGCUGCUGGCGACAGCAACAAGGACACCCUAAGCAAAGCCGAGGCCAAGACGCUGCUGGAGACGGAGCUGCCUGGACUGCUCAAGGCAGCGAAGAACCCAGGUGAGGUGGAGAAGCUGCUGAAGGGUCUGGAUUUUAAUGGCGACUCAGAGGUUGACUUCAGCGAAUUCGUGGUGUUGGUCGCUGCUCUCACCUGCGCCUGCCACAACCGCCCUACCAAGAAGUGAGCAGCGCGACCGCACCCUGGGACGGGGCCCAACGGCGGCAACAACGGCAAAAUCCCUGUAUAGUGACUUGUUUCUCUAACAACUGAAUAAAUGAAUUUAUUUACCUGUG
Molecule: messenger RNA, 487 nt
Organism: Dicentrarchus labrax (European seabass)
Lineage: Eukaryota; Metazoa; Chordata; Actinopteri; Moronidae
Product: protein S100-P-like
Exons: 2
Coding region: 100-378 (92 amino acids)
Biological process (GO): endothelial cell migration
Cellular component (GO): extracellular exosome; cytoplasm
Molecular function (GO): calcium ion binding; transition metal ion binding
Source: RefSeq, a predicted model, not a curated record